Myripristis murdjan (pinecone soldierfish) is the source of this 720-nucleotide messenger RNA. Its product is annotated as gamma-crystallin M3. The record is from RefSeq and is a predicted model, not a curated record. Gene Ontology annotation, biological process: lens development in camera-type eye; visual perception. The transcript is spliced from 4 exons. Gene Ontology annotation, molecular function: structural constituent of eye lens. The coding region runs from base 196 to 720 and encodes 174 amino acids. NCBI's taxonomy places the organism in Eukaryota, Metazoa, Chordata, Actinopteri, Holocentriformes, Holocentridae.
CUCCCUGGCCCCCCUACACUUUCAGCAAAUGUGUGGAUACGGUGCUUCAACCAUUGAGGCGAUUGCAGACCUGCUUAUUCAUCAGCUUCCAGAUAAUUUGAAUAACAAAACCCUGCUACGGUGUGUAUAAAGUAUAAAAGCUGCCUGGCAGCCACAGGUUGUUGGACAGAUUCCCACAAACACAGAUCAUCAAACAUGGGCAAGAUCAUCUUCUACGAGGACAGGAACUUCCAGGGUCGCUCCUAUGAGUGCAUGAGCGACUGCUCUGACAUGUCCUCCUACCUGAGCAGGUGUCACUCCUGCAGGGUGGAGAGCGGCUGCUUCAUGGUGUACGACCGCCCCAACUACAUGGGAAACCAGUACUUCCUGAGGAGAGGAGAGUACUCCGACUACAUGCGUUUUGGCCUUAGCGAUUCAAUGCGUUCCUGCCGUCUAAUUCCCCAGCAUAGAGGCCCCUACAGGAUGAGGAUCUACGAGAGGGAGAACUUUGGUGGUCAGAUGUAUGAGCUGGUGGACGACUGCGACUCCAUCCAGGACCGCUACCGCAUGUCCGACUGCCAGUCUGCUCAGGUGAUGGACGGCCACUGGCUGAUGUACGAGCAGCCCCACUACAGAGGCAGGAUGAUGUACAUGAGGCCCGGAGAGCACAGGAGCUUCAGGGAGAUGAGUUUGACUGGAAUGAGAUUCAGCUCUGUCAGGCGUAUCAUGGAUUCCUGUUGA